AUGCGUCGCGCCCUCAACCUGCGCCUCGCCCUCCAGGCCACCGCCAUAAAGGUCUCGGCCAACUUGGUCGUCCAGCUCAUCAAGCACUACAGUACCCCUGGCCAGUCCACCUUUGACUGGCAGCAGGUCCUUGAGUUUGCCAUCUAUGGCUUCAUCGGCUCUCAGAUCGGCAACAUCAUUCAGUUCGUCCUCGAGGACUGGUUCCCCACUGGCAGCUCCCAGCCCAGCGGCGAGGUGCUGCCUAGCAUCCAAGGCGACGUGAAGCAGCUGGAAGAGAAGAAGGACGACGAUACCGUGGUCCAUGAAAAGAAGCGGUCAUGUCUUAACCUCAGCCCUGACAUAAUAUGGCGCAAUAUCCUGGCCAAGCUGGUACUCGACCAGACCAUUGGCCUCGCCAUCAGCGGCUCCGUCUUUCUCAUCUGUACAAACAUCGCCCGCGUACCGCACCCCAAUCUGGUUUUUCUCGUCAUCCGCGAUAGGUUAUGGCCUCUUGUCAAGGCGGGCUGGCAUAUCUGGCCACUGGUGGCCGUCUGCAACUUCCUCUGGGUUCCGGUACGAUCGAGAGUGCUGGUAGCCGUGUGUGUGGGAUUUGGGUGGAGCAUAUUCUUGAGCAUCUUUGCUAUGAGGAAGUGA
Molecule: messenger RNA, 633 nt
Organism: Fusarium keratoplasticum
Lineage: Eukaryota; Fungi; Ascomycota; Sordariomycetes; Hypocreales; Nectriaceae
Exons: 1
Coding region: 1-633 (210 amino acids)
Cellular component (GO): cytoplasm; membrane
Source: RefSeq, a predicted model, not a curated record